GGCUGCUGCUGUAAAGACGCCUGCCUGCUAGACAUGACAUGCCCGACCGUCUUCAGCUGCAGCACGCCUUGCCUCCAUGUUAUGAAAACAGCAGCUUGGAUUAAUGCUUAAACCUGCCCUCUGUUAGUGCGCUCCGUGUUCUUUAGGACAGACUGUGUGUACAGGGAGAGUCACUGUGUCCUAUCUGACCAUGUGGGACACACCGGCCCUACCCUAAGGAUCACGGGAAGCAGGAAGAAGCUUUAGAUUUGCAGCAGUUCAAACGCCGAUGAACAUGAGGAGGUUUUUCCGAGCACAAAAGGACGAAGACGACAGCCAGAUCCAGUAUCUGACGGCCAAGUGCAACCGCCUGGCUCAUGAUAAAGCGGUGCUAGACAGGGAGUUCCUGUUGUCCAGAGACAGGGAGAGGAAGCUGCACAAUGAUCUGGAAGCUGUGAUCGCUCGACUCCUCCACCAGGAGCAGCUGAACCUGGAGCUCAGGAUGAGAGAGGACCAGCUCAUCAGCAGGAUCCACCAGCAACAGGACCUGGUGGACUUGCUGCAGAAGCGCGUGGUCCUGCUGGCGGAGGCGAGCACCCGGGACGCAGAGCUGCUGCGGCAGGUCGGCUCGGAGCUGUUUUGCCUGCAGAGCUCCGAGGGGAAACUGGAGGGCCUGGUGGAGGAGCUGCACGCCGAGGCCCAACACAGAGUUGUGGUGGCAGAGGGCCUCCAGAAGGGGCUGCGCGUUGAGGCCCAGCGCAGAGCUGCGCUGAUGGAGAGCCUGCAGGCAGAGCUGCGCAGUAAGACAGCGGUGCUGGAGGAGCUUCAAGACACCAACCAAACUCUGACAGAGAAGCUGAUGGAUUUACGCUCCGCUCAUCAGAAGGAGGUGAGGGAGCUGCAGCAGGAGAACGAGGGGAGUCUGAGGAAACUACAGGGGACAGCAGAGCAGUUUGAGUGGCUCUGUCAGCAACAGCGCUACUGGAUGUGUUGUGUCAAGAGAUUCAAAGACACCCUGAUGGAGGAGAGAGAUGCUCUUCUGCAACAGGUCGUCUUGUUGAAAAAGAAGGCAGAGAAACUGAAGAAGAGUUUACAUGAUGACAGUCCCACACAGAGCGUCCUCUGUCCUCUACAGGACACUAAAUGCUGUGACGGCAGUAUAACAUCGUGGGAUGCAGAAGCAGUUGCUGACCUGGAGGCUCAGGUGGAGAAGUCAAACAUGCUGUAUAAGGAGCUCUUUAACCAGGCAGGGAGCCCGAUCAACGGACACCAAAAACCUCCUUGAGGACAGAAGCCUGGAGCCUGGACUCGUCUUCUUUUUCUCUUCCCACCUCCUGAAGGCCAGAAGAUAACCACUAGAUGUUUGUGUGUGCGGUUAGAUUCAUGGAAUACUUCCCAGUCAUUGUUGUAAAAACCAUAAAAACCUUGGGAAAACAUACCUGUGAAACCAAACAUUCACAUUGUUUCUUCCACUAUUGUUCACCUGUCUUUGAAAACAAUGUGCUUCAUGAUAUAUGACUGAAUUAAAACACAGCACCGUGCUCCUGUUCUCCUCAUGCACAUCACAUGUGGCUAACGUUCCUAAAGUCACAUUUUCCUGUAAUUGUCCAUUAUCCAGACCUUGUAAUCAACACCACUAACAACAGCAAUAAAGCACCUGAGAAUGCACUCUUUUGUUGUUUUGCCA
Messenger RNA from Sebastes umbrosus (honeycomb rockfish), 1666 nucleotides. RefSeq names its product protein Daple. The record is from RefSeq and is a predicted model, not a curated record. The coding region runs from base 269 to 1264 and encodes 331 amino acids. The transcript is spliced from 8 exons. NCBI's taxonomy places the organism in Eukaryota, Metazoa, Chordata, Actinopteri, Perciformes, Sebastidae.